Molecule: messenger RNA, 2127 nt
Organism: Gorilla gorilla gorilla (western lowland gorilla)
Lineage: Eukaryota; Metazoa; Chordata; Mammalia; Primates; Hominidae
Gene: RPUSD1
Product: RNA pseudouridine synthase domain containing 1
Exons: 6
Coding region: 212-1150 (312 amino acids)
Biological process (GO): enzyme-directed rRNA pseudouridine synthesis
Molecular function (GO): RNA binding; pseudouridine synthase activity
Source: RefSeq, a predicted model, not a curated record
GCCGCCGCAGCCGCCCUUCCGCGGCGGGGGCGGGUCGGGGGCGGGCCGGGGGCGGGGCUGCGCGCGCAGCGGGGCAGGGCGGAAGCGCUGCCAGGCGUCCGGAGUGGAGCUUCCAGGGUCUCUGGGUCGCCAGCGCGCGGGCGCGGGGCUGGAGCCGGCGCCGGGCACGGCAUCGGGGGCCUGGACUGCACGGCCCGGCAGCAGGCCGGCCAUGGAGCCAGGCAGCGUGGAGAACCUGUCCAUCGUGUACCGGAGCCGCGACUUCCUGGUGGUCAACAAGCACUGGGACGUUCGCAUUGACAGCAAGGCGUGGCGGGAGACUCUGACCCUGCAGAAGCAGCUGCGGUACCGUUUUCCCGAGCUGGCCGACCCUGACACCUGCUACGGGUUCAGGUUCUGCCACCAGCUGGAUUUCUCCACCAGCGGGGCGCUGUGCGUGGCCCUAAACAAGGCAGCCGCCGGCAGCGCGUACAGGUGCUUCAAGGAUCGGCGCGUGACCAAGGCUUACCUGGCGUUGCUGCGGGGGCACAUCCAGGAGAGCCGGGUAACCAUCAGCCAUGCCAUUGGCAGGAACAGCACGGAAGGCCGAGCCCACACCAUGUGCAUCGAGGGCUCGCAGGGUUGUGAGAACCCAAAGCCAAGCCUCACAGAGCUCGUGGUUCUGGAACACGGGCUGUACGCAGGCGAUCCUGUCUCCAAAGUGCUGCUGAAGCCGCUCACGGGCCGGACACACCAGCUGCGCGUGCACUGCAGUGCCCUGGGCCACCCCGUGGUGGGCGACCUGACCUACGGAGAGGUCUCGGGCCGGGAGGACCGGCCGUUCAGAAUGAUGCUGCACGCUUUCUACCUGCGCAUCCCCACGGACACCGAGUGUGUGGAGGUCUGCACGCCUGACCCCUUCCUGCCCUCCCUGGAUGCCUGCUGGAGCCCCCACACACUGCUGCAGUCGCUGGACCAGCUCGUGCAGGCCUUACGGGCCACCCCCGACCCUGACCCCGAGGAUAGGGGCCCCAGGCCAGGCAGCCCCUCUGCACUCCUGCCUGGGCCCGGCCGGCCUCCUCCACCCCCAACCAAGCCCCCUGAGACUGAGGCACAGCGGGGCCCCUGCCUGCAGUGGCUGUCGGAGUGGACGCUGGAACCGGACAGCUGAGAGCCAUGGGGCUGGGGCUGGGGGUGUCAGCUGCACAGCAGGACUCUAGGGAGAUGGGCGAGCGAGCGUCUGCUUACUGGCUCUGGGGCCUCAAGGUGCCAGGCAGCAUCAGGACCACUGGGUUGCCCUGGCCAGGCCUGCGAGGAAGGGCUGAGGUGGGGCCGGCAGGGGGCGCCAGGCAGCCGUGAUCACAGGUGACGACCGCACUGCGGCCGGCCGUGGGACUGAUGCGGGAUCCCGAGGGCCUUCCUGCCCACAUGCCCCAGGAGAAACCGAGGCCCCUCCCUCCUCCUGGAACAGCUUCCGGCUCUCAAGCUUCACCCCAGGAGCGUUAGUUUUACGGACUCAAGGUCACCCCAGGAAGAGGCAGGGCCAGGUUUUGGGAUAGGCUUUGCCUGCAGGAUAGGCUGCUCCUGGGCCUGGUGAGCUACUGCCCCCAACCUACCCUCUAGAGGGGCUGGGAAGGGCCGUUCUGGGCUCACCUGGCCUGGGAGACCCAUCUGGUCCCUGCGUCCUCUGCCCCUCACUGCUCUGUGCAGAUCCUGUCGCCCUCAGCUGCCUCCUCCCGAGACCUAACGGUCCCUGCUGGGCUCGAGUCUGCAGGCCCGGCUGCGUGUGCCUUGGCCUCCCUGUACCCGUGGUUCCCCCUUCACCCGGAUUCUGAGCUCAGUGUGGUGUUUAGUGCAUGGGGGUUGGUCAGGGGCCAUGGCCAAGGCCCUGCCACGCACGCCCAUCCCUCAGAUCCACUGUGAGCACCAACCUGCUGCAGUCUCUUGGGCCCCUGCUGGCAGCUCUGCCACGUCACUGCUUGCCUGGCUCCCACACAGCCACGCAUUGUCACUCUGCCUCCGGGACCCCAGCUUGGGAGCUGUGGGUCUGCCAGGUCCCACCUCCUCUGUCCCCCAUGCCACAACCUGGGCUCCUGGCUACAGCAGGGCUCCAGGGACUCCAAAUAAAUGUUCAGUGACUGGCUCCAA